Messenger RNA from Triplophysa rosa, 1096 nucleotides. RefSeq lists its product as uncharacterized. Bases 25 to 717 code for a protein of 230 amino acids. NCBI's taxonomy places the organism in Eukaryota, Metazoa, Chordata, Actinopteri, Cypriniformes, Nemacheilidae. The record is from RefSeq and is a predicted model, not a curated record. The transcript has 7 exons. Gene Ontology annotation, cellular component: membrane.
UGUACCACAAAGUCAGCGUUCAGGAUGUCUUUAAGUGUGUCUCAGGGCGAAGGGGUGACUGUCUUCACCUCAAAACCAAAAAGCAGACGGCCCACCGUGUGUCAGAUCCUGGGUAAUCUCUGCUACAGUCCAGCGGUUUUAAUACCUCAGGAUGUCAAAAAGAAAACAGUGUCCCGUCCAACAAUACUAGGGAUUGUGCAGAUUAUAGUUGGACUUCUCAACAUCAUAACAGGGAUUUUGUUUGUAAAAUGGGGAAUACAUGAUUACAUUAUGAUAUGGGAUUCUCCAUUUUGGCUUGGUGGUGAGUUCCUCAUAUCAGGAAUCAUGACUAUGCUUGCAGGCAACUAUCCAAGUUAUUUUCUGUUCACCCUCGCUGUGAUCCUGAAUGAAGUCAGUGCUUUACUGGCGAUAUUAGCUGUUGGACUGUAUUCAUGGGACUUGGAGAACUCAAGCUCUUCUUCGGCCUACGAUUACUCAUCAGCGCUCACCCCCAAACACAGGAGGGAAGCUGAUCCCUUACUGUUCUUUAAGGAUUCGGAUGUGACGGUCCGCAGAAUUCUAGAUAUCAUGAUGAUAGUUUUUGCCAUCCUUCAGCUCUGCAUGAACGUCACUUUCGUUGUCCCAGUUUUGAAAAAAUGUGCCAGGAAGAAUUCUCUGGACGACCCUCAACUUCACAAGCUGAUCCCAGAAGAGAUCACUGCCAAUCCUGCAUGUUAAAGAAAACAAGAUAUACAAACAGAAAUAUCUAAAUGAUAUUUUUUCUUGUCUUGUCUUGUCUUGUAUUGCAAUGACUGAUCUUCCUCUGUUAAAAGAUUUGCACUAACCACCAUUUCAAUUCAUGUUGUUUAUUUUACUCCAGUUUAGUUUGCUUGACCCAUGAUGAGCGUAUGCCAUAUUUGCCUUUUGCAUUUGACCGUCCGAACGGCAAUCUUUGGGAUCUAAAAGGGGUGAAAUUAUAAUGUAGCUAAUUGUGUAUAACAAUGUAUAUCAUUUUUAUUUGUAAUCAUCUAAAUAAAAAACCAAUGAUCAUUAUAGUCAAUUAAUUUACUUUUUUUCUUUCAAUCAAUUUAUACGUGAAUAAAAGAUCAAGCAUAAA